AUGUCCCAGCAACCAGACACGAGAAAACUUCCGUUUCCAGACGAAAUAAAAGCAAACAUAGCGGCGUAUCAUCGAGAACGCCGCCGCAAGAACCAAGCGCGCUACAGAGCAAAACAACACCGGUUGAUCACUGAUCAAGAGGCCUACAAUUCUGAACUUCAACAGGAGAUUGUGGAGUUACGUUGGAAACGUGAAACUCUUAUGCUCGACAUCACACGAAGGGACUCUGUUUGGGCUGUUGCUGUGGAAUACUUCAGUGUGUUCCGAUUGGGACUAGACACUGCAGGAGGAGCGUGUACUACCACACUCGAUUUCCUGAGAGCUACGAUGGCACCGGACUUGGACGCUGGAACGGUGUUUGGGCCGAAUGCACUGGCGAGAAACUGGGUUUACUUCACGCGCAGCUUUCGACACAUCCAGAUCCGAUUAGGACGUUUGGACCAGAUCUCGGAAAAUUCGCUUGUCGCCUACUGUACGACGAGUAUUACCAUCACUAGAAGCACACUGAGCAGCUUGUUUCCUCGCCUUGUGGACCAGUGUUUUAACCACAACAAUGCGAGCAAGUGGUGUCGUAUUGCUGACAGUCUAGUGGGCCAACGUCUUGUCUUGGAUGGCUCGGUGCGUUUCACCUGGGAUACCACAAACAACUGCGUGACGAGUCUGAUCACAAAAGCGGAUAUGUUGUCGCCGUUGCUACGACUGCUGGGUAACUUGGAGGAUGUUUCCCUGGUAUUCCGUCACGCGCGUAUAAAUCCUGAGUGUAACCUCGUCGUAAACAGCUACGCCAACCAACAUAGCCACUUUUACUAA
Molecule: messenger RNA, 810 nt
Organism: Phytophthora nicotianae INRA-310
Lineage: Eukaryota; Oomycota; Peronosporomycetes; Peronosporales; Peronosporaceae
Exons: 1
Coding region: 1-810 (269 amino acids)
Source: RefSeq, a predicted model, not a curated record